Molecule: messenger RNA, 1380 nt
Organism: Magallana angulata
Lineage: Eukaryota; Metazoa; Mollusca; Bivalvia; Ostreida; Ostreidae
Exons: 1
Coding region: 1-1380 (459 amino acids)
Source: RefSeq, a predicted model, not a curated record
AUGGCACUACAGCGUUUAGAGAACACUGAAAAGCGAUUGAUGAAGAACCCGGAAGUGAGAGAUUCUUACUCAAAGACUAUUGAACAGUAUCUGGAAAAAGGAUACAUACGCAAGAUUAACCAGGAUGAUGAAAAGUACGGAAAAUGGUUUCUUCCACAUUUUCCUGUCAUCCGGCCAGAUAAGAGCACAACAAAGACACGUAUUGUGUUCAACGCAUCAGCAAAGCAUUGUGGUGUCUCAUUAAAUGACAUGAUUCAAUGCGGACCAAAACUUCAAAAUGAACUUUUUGAUGUGUUACUAAGAUUUAGAAGAAAUAGUGUGGCAAUAGUAUGUGACAUUGCAGAAAUGUACUUAAGGAUUAAGGUUCCACAGGAUGAUAGACCUUAUCAACAAUUUCUCUGGCGUGACGUUAAUAUGACUGAAGGGAAACCAGAUGUGUACGAAUUUAGCAGUGUUGUAUUUGGAAUAAAUUCGUCGCCAUUUCAAGCACAGUUUGUAGCACAGACCCAUGCUGAGACUAACAGAGAAACUUACCCUAUGGCAGCAGAGACUGUUUUGAAAUCCACCUACAUGGACGAUAGUAUGGAUUCAGUAUCUACCGAGGAAGAUGGAGUCAAACUCUACAGUCAGCUAUCAGCAUUGUGGGAAAAGGCCGGCAUGUAUGCCAGGAAGUGGCUAUCAUACUCAGUGGGUGUACUGCAGCAUAUCCCACCAGAAGAUGUUGUUCCCGAAGUUGACCUGCAUGACAACAGCUUGCCAUCCGUAAAAACUCUUGGUGUGCUAUGGAAGGCCAAAGAUGACAUCUUCACAUUCAAAGCAAGUCCAAUAGAGGAUGAUUUUACUUACACAAAGCGGAACUUUCUACGGAAAAUCGCAAUGCUGUUUGACCCUUUGGGAUUCCUAGGACCGUACACAAUAAGAGCUAAAGUUCUUUUGCAAGAAAUGUGGACUGCAGGUCUUGACUGGGAUGAUGUGUUGAGCGAAGACCUUAUAUCGAAAGCUGAGAAAUGGUUUAGAGAAUUGACUGAGCUAUCGCUUAUUGAAGUACCGAAAUGUCUGCGUCUAUCUAAUGGUGAGAUUAUAUCGACUUACCUUCAUACCUUUGUUGAUGCUUCCCAGGACGCGUUUGGAGCUGUAGUUUACCAGAGGUGUAUUUAUGACGAUGGAAGUGUAUCAGUCAGACUCGUGACAGCAAAAUCCAAAGUAGCUCCACUUACCGCAGGCAGCAUACCUAGACUGGAAUUGAUGGGUGCUGUAUUGGGAUUAAGGCUAACGCUUUCAGUGACAAGUGCUCUGGAGAUGGAUGGUGACCAAUGCACGUUUUGGACGGACAGCAUGAAUGUGCUGUGCUGGAUCAAGGCACAGAGUAGAAGUUUUUAG